CGAUUUGACAUGAGACCAAGUUGGUUGGCGAGUUUAGCCAUAUGAAAAUAUUGAAAUAUACGGUCCGAUUUGAUUCGCUCAAAUAAUUGAUUUGAUAAAAAUAAAUACAAUUUCAAAAAAUUUCAUUGGAACAGCCGGAUUUGGACCUAUCCGAUACAAACCAACUCUUUGUGCAGUGUUACUCAAACCGGUGUUUGCGUAACAGUAUCAUAUGAGAGUCCGAUCUAACAAACCUCCUACGGUAACCCAAACCGAUGGACAAAUUAAAGGUACAAGAACUGAACGAUUAAACCAAAGAUGAACCAUAGUUUCAAAUGACCCUACUACUGAAUUUCCGCACAAUAAAUUGUGAGAAGACUUUUAUCAAAAUUUUGUACUUUCGAUUUGAAUGUUUGAAUAAUCUGACCCCACGCCAUCCCCAAACAAAUUCCCCACUUGUUCUGUUCUGUUUCUGUUACAUAUCGGUGUUUUUUCCUCACUCCUACUAUCAAGGAACCGCAGGACAACGACGACUCUGUCUUCUCCUUCCCCUGUUUUGUUUAAAAUCCCCAUCUUGGAGCACGCCACUACCAUUACUCUUCCUCCUCCGCCAAUGAAAUAGCACAAAUUUCCAGCUCCUUCCUCCUAUCUUCGUCUACAUUUCUCCAUUUCACGAUGUCAGUCCUCUCUCUCUCUCUCUCUCUCUCACAUUCAUUUACUGGCUUCCCCUGCAUGCAUUACCCUCUGUUCUAAUUGAUUCAAGUCCGCAUUUCUAUAGAUCUGGUUUUGUGAUUAGAUAAAUUCAUUGUUGAAGCUUCCACGUUUUUGUGCAGGAAAGAGGGGAAGCAAGGUUAAGGCCUUUCCGUUUUCCCGCAUUCCUCUGAUUCGUGUGGGAUUGCCGAAAGUUUCGAGCUUUUCCGGGUUGUUGCUCUGUUUGGUUCCCAAGAAAAGAAAAUCCCCCACCUUUUCCCACAAUCCCAAGCAUCUAAUUUGUUGCGUGGUAGUAAGCAAACUAGCACAGCACAAAUACCCAGAUAGGAAAAACAAUGUCGAAGCCAAACCCAAAUCCCCAAUUGAUUCCUCCAUCCCAAUCACGAACCAAGCUCCCAGAUUUCAAACAAACAGUGAAGCUCAAAUACGUCAAACUAGGUUACCAUCACCUAAUCACCCAUGGGAUGUACCUCUUUUUAUCCCCACUAGCCCUGCUAAUCUUCGCGCAGCUAUCCACAUUCUCAGCUCAAGAUCUCCAAGACCUAUGGAAUCACCAUCUCCAAUCCAACCUAUUCUCAGUAAUCCUAUGCACCACCCUCAUAGUCUUCUUCCUGACCCUCUACUUCCUAACUCGCCCUCGUCCAAUCUACCUCGUAGACUUCUCCUGUUACAAGCCCGACGACGCCAGACAAUGCACCAGACAGAUCUUCAUGGACAGGUCGAGCUUAACCGGCACUUUCACCGAGCAAAGCCUCGAUUUCCAGCGCAAGAUCCUCGAAAGGUCCGGUCUUGGUGAGUCAACUUACCUCCCACAAGCUGUUCUCAAUGUUCCGCCUAAUCCUUGUAUGGCCGAGGCUAGGAAGGAAGCAGAAACUGUGAUGUUUGGUGCAAUUGAUGACUUGUUUGCCAAGACUAAGGUGAAGCCUAAAGAUGUUGGCAUCUUGAUAGUGAAUUGCAGCUUGUUUAACCCUACACCAUCUUUGUCUGCCAUGGUGAUUAACCACUACAAGCUUCGUGGCAAUGUGAAAAGUUACAAUCUUGGUGGGAUGGGGUGUAGUGCUGGCUUGAUCUCGAUUGAUCUCGCUAAGGAUCUUCUCCAGGUGAAUCCAAAUUCGUACGCUUUGGUAAUUAGUAUGGAGAACAUUACAUUGAAUUGGUACUUUGGGAAUGAUAAGUCAAUGCUUCUGUCGAAUUGCUUGUUCCGAAUGGGAGGUGCUGCAAUUUUGCUCUCGAAUAAGAGUUCGGAGAGGAGGCGUGCCAAGUAUAGUUUGGUUCAUACUGUGAGGACCAACAAGGGGUCGGACGAUAAGUGCUUCUCUUGUGUUACUCAGAGGGAAGAUUCAGAAGGCAAAGUCGGGGUUUCAUUAUCAAAGGAGUUGAUGGGAGUUGCAGGAGAUGCAUUGAAGACCAACAUCACUACGUUGGGCCCGCUCGUGUUGCCAAUGUCUGAGCAACUGCUCUUCUUUGCUACAUUAGUGGCAAAGAAGCUGCUGAAGGUGAAGGUGAAGCCUUACAUACCAGAUUUCAAGCUGGCGUUCGAGCAUUUCUGCAUUCAUGCCGGAGGGAGAGCUGUGCUGGAUGAGCUUGAGAAGAACUUGCAUCUCUCGGAUUGGCAUAUGGAGCCUUCAAGGAUGACUUUGUACCGGUUUGGGAACACGUCUAGCAGUUCGCUGUGGUAUGAGUUGGCUUAUACUGAAGGGAAAGGUAGAGUGAAGAGAGGAGAUAGGAUGUGGCAGAUUGCUUUCGGGUCUGGGUUCAAGUGCAAUAGUGCGGUGUGGAAGGCUCUGCGCACUAUAAACCCAGCUAAGGAGAAGAACCCGUGGAUGGAUGAGAUUGAUCAGUUCCCGGUCGAUGUACCUAAAGUUGCUACACUCAACUGAGAGAGAGUUCUAAGUUAACAACAGCUAUAUUUUAUCUCAUCCCUCUCGCAGGGUGUUUGAGUUAUGAUAGAGACAUCAAAGUUUACUCUUAACGUAGUUGAGAAGCUUUGUUGUGUUCUUCCCCCCUGUUGUAACCUGUUUCGUUUUUCAAAUCUAGUGUAGGUUGUUAACUUAAGCCAGUAGACUGUCAAAUGGUUAGCAAAUGAAUAAGGGGUCGUUUGAGUGAUGAGAUUUAGUCACUGUGUUGAGACUUUUUAUCGUUUCGAUGAUCAGUUUAAGAUUAAUGGAAGUGUUUCAACGGGACAAGCAGCAAGCCAUUCAUGUCAUAUACAACAUUCAAAAUAUUCCAAUCGAAGGUAAGUUUGUAUAACUAUCAUCAAUCCGAGUUUUUAAGCACAAUGUACAAUCAGACCGAACCCGGAAUCCCACAAUGGAAUAAUCUUAACAAUACAGAUGGCGCCGAAUAAACUAAUCAUAUGAAUGAAUGAAUGACCUUUUCUUUUCGGGUUUCCAUUCAGUCCUUGGCGGACUUGUUGAUUAGAGACUUGUGGAUGUGAGGGAUGACACCACCUCCAGCUAUGGUUCCUUUAAUGAGGGUAUCAAGUUCUUCGUCUCCUCGGAUUGCUAGCUGCAAAUGCCUUGGCGUUAUACGUUUAACUUUCAGAUCCUUGCUUGCAUUACCAGCCAGCUCCAGCACUUCUGCAGUUAGGUACUCCAAGAUUGCUGCAGAGUAAACUGCUGCAGUGGCACCAACUCUUCCAUGAGCAGUGGCCCUUGAUUUCAGAAGGCGGUGUAUUCGUCCCACAGGGAACUGCAAACACGAUGAAAUCAAAAAUACAGGUCAGAAGGACAGAGAAACCGAAACAUAGUACUAAGGAACUAAGUUACAUUGUAACUUGAAUAAGGAUUCAAGACUACAGCCAAAAAACACCAAGGAAUAGCAAGCCAAACAACAUGAAAGCUUGAGAAUUUUGAUUCAGAAAUCAGCAGAUGUGUUGUAAUGGCUAGCACCCUGAUAUCACACAAGUUACAGGAUUGGCAAACCGCCUUCCGACUAAAUCAAAGAUCAAAGACACAGAUGAAUUCCAUGCGCUUGAGACAUGAGGACGAGUGAUGAUGAAUACCACAAGUACGAAGCAAGUUAUACUCUCAGAACCGGUUAUGCUAACCCUUUUGCGUCUUCUCAGAACCAGUUAAUGCACAGAAAGUCGGAAAUUUAAUUAUUUGAAACAACUACAAGGUCUCUUCAUCGUCGAGGUGAGUGUCAACUAGCUGGAAUCAUCACACACAUGGAUCAUAAUCCCAGACCAAGAACACCAUCACUCUCUCGGCCAAGACGAGCAGUGGUAUCCAGAACCCUAAUGAUAAACAAGACAGCAUACGGGAACCUCAAGAAGCAACACUCCACACGGAAUUCACCAAACCCAAUUACUAAAACAAUUGAUUAACAUUGUUCAAUCAAUUUCCCAUCCACGCCAUCAGCUCAUAAAUCAUCCGGACAAAGAACAUUGGCACAGACUGAAUCAACGAAACCCAGCUAAGAAAUCGGAAUCCCAAUUCGGAAGAACAAUCGAAACCCUCGACGGACAUCAAUAAAGCCGAAUAUAGACGAAUAAGAGAGAUUCUAGAGAAAGAAGGGGAGAAGAACCUGAAGGCCGGCGCGAGAAGAACGAGAGGUGGGCUUCUUCUUGUCUUUGUCUUUGGAUUGAGCUGCGGCUUUCCCAGCCAUCAAUCCUUUCGCGCCUUUUCCCGACAUCCCUUUUUAUCGAUGUUGUUCUCCAACAACAAUGACAGCAAGAGAAAGAGAUCGAUCGAGGAAAGGUUGUGUCUUGGCUCCGUCGUUCGGUAGAUCUUUGGUGGGUGAGAGAGAAAAGAGUCGACGACGCGGAGAUGGAUUGGAAAGUACGAAACUGCCCGCCAAACUAACUUUUUAUACCGUAAGAAACUAUGCCACCGCCA
Molecule: messenger RNA, 4529 nt
Organism: Linum trigynum
Lineage: Eukaryota; Viridiplantae; Streptophyta; Magnoliopsida; Malpighiales; Linaceae
Source: the annotation of a GenBank genome assembly